CCCGCCAGGCGCUCCGCCCGCGGCGGCAGCGUCAGUGACUGCAGCGAUGCCACGACCUCGUCGGAGCUCGACGACCUCUCCUCAACCACCGCCAACAACAACAACAACAGCAGCAGCAACAACAGCAACAACAACAACCACCACCACCACCACCUGCUCCUCCUUGAGGAGGCCCGUCGCCACGGAGCCGCCGCCGCAGCCGCCGCCGCCGCCGCCUCUUCGUCGUCCGUCGCCGCCUCCUCCUCUGCCUCCACCGCCUCAGCAGCCACCGCCGCCGCUCCUCCGUCGUCGUCGUCGGCGGCGUCCGCCGCGAUGCUGCCCCCCCAGCCGCUGACGCAGUCCCUCGGCCACCACGGCCACCACCACCACCACCCCCACCACGGCCACCACCACCACCACCACCACGGCCACCAUCACGGUGGCAGCCAGCAGCAGCAGCAGCAGCCUCAGCAGCAGCAGCCUCAGCACUUCCCGUUUCACUUCGGCGUCGCCGGGAGCCUGGGCCCGGUGUUCCGUUCCUUCCUCCCUUCCUCGUCCUCCUCCACCUCCUCCUCCACCUCCUCCUCGUCGUCCUCCUCCUCGUCGUCCUCGCGGCUCCUCUCGGCACCCCCCUCCUCCUCCUCCUCCUCCUCCUCGGCCGCCGUUGGCAGCCACCCGCACCACAACAGCAGCAACAGCAGCAGCAGCAACAAUCAUCUGCAUCACCACCACCAGCAGCAGCAGCAGCAGCAGCAGCGGGCCGCCGAUCCCCUCAGCCCCUUCUCGCCGCCGCUGCCCGCCGGCUCGCUGCCCUUCUCGCCGCCAUCGCCGUCGACGCUCUGCAGCCCCAUCGGCGGAGCCCUCGGCCCUCCCUCAGGAGGCGGCGGAGGCGGCCACUUCUCGUUCUCGGCGGAGGAUCUCAAGCGGUACCUGGAGGCGCACGCGAGGUCCGUUUACAACUACCACCUCUCCCCGCGGACGUUCCCCCACUACCCCCUGCACGCCUCUCUGGCCGCCUCCUGGGGCGGAGGAGGAGGAGGCGGAGGAGGUGGAGGAGGAGGAGGAGGAGGAGGAGGAGGAGGAGGUGGAGGAUUGUUGGUCGUGCCCCAGCCUCAGCGAAUCGGGGGGCCGGCCGGAGGGGGCGGCGGCGGUGGAGGUGGAGGACUCCUCCUGCCGGGGGGCUCCGGCUCCGCCAUGCCCCUGUCCCCGGCGUUUCACCACCACCACCACCAGCAGCAGCAGCAGCAGCAGAACCUGUUGCACUUUCUGUCGCUGCAGCAGCAGCAUCAUCAUCAGCAGCAGCAGCAGCAUUAUCAGCAGCUGCACCACCAGCUGCAGCAUCAUCAGCAUCAUCAUCAUCAUCAGCGGCAGCAGCAGCGGCGGCAAGAGCCUGAGGACUUGGAUGACGAGGGAGAAUCCGGUUUCAAAUUCAAACUCCAACCACCGCCCUUGGGACGCAAGGGGAAGAUGGCCGCCGCGGCUGCGGCCGCGGCUGCCGCGGCUGCCGCGGCCGCAGCCUCAGCCGCAGCCUCCGUCGAUGAUGACGAUGACGCUGAUGGCGGUGGUGGCGGAGGAGAAGCAGGCCGGGGGGUUACCACGGCGACGGGAGCCGGAGGGGGAAUCCGCGGUGAGCCGUCCGCGGUUUCGCGGCCGUUGCCCUCCCCCCCGCGCCACCACCGCCACCACCGCCUCCACCACCGCCCGUCGUCGUCAUCGUCAUCGUCGUCGUCGUCCCCGGGGGGUGGCGACGAUGAUGACGUCACCACCACCGUGGAGGUGACGGACAUCAGCGAUGAGGAGCCGGAGUUGGCUCCGGACGAGCUGGACGACGUCGAGGAGGACGUCGAGGAGGAGGAGGACGAGGAGGACGACGAUGUGUUCGGAGCGACGGAGACGGAGACGUCGGCGGCGUCCAUCGGGAGCGGGGAGCCUCGCGGGGCAAACCGGAAUCCCGCGGGGGCGGGCGGCGACCAGGAGGAGGAGGAGGAGGAGAGGGGCAGAUGUCGAGACGGAGGCGGUGUCGAGAUUCCGUUUGGGGCGUCGUCAUCAUCGUCAUCGUCGCCGCGUUUGGGCGUAGCCGCGUCAGCAGCAGCAGCAACAACAACAACGACAACACUAGCAACAGCAACAACAACAACAACAUCACGGAAUCCCGUGGACAGGAAGCGGACCCCCGUGGACAGGAAGCGGACCCCCGUGGACAGGAAGCGGACCCCCGUGGACAGGAAGCGGACCCCCGUGGACAGGAAGCGGACCCCCGUGGACAGGAAGUGGACCCCCGUGGACAGGAAGCGGACCCCCGUGGACAGGAAGUGGACCCCCGUGGACAGGAAGUGA
Petromyzon marinus (sea lamprey) is the source of this 2316-nucleotide messenger RNA. The record is from RefSeq and is a predicted model, not a curated record. NCBI's taxonomy places the organism in Eukaryota, Metazoa, Chordata, Hyperoartia, Petromyzontiformes, Petromyzontidae.